AUGCCUCCUGGUGGCGGACGAUGCUCUCUCGAAGUUCGAGACUGGAGAGGCAGUUCGGUCGUGGUCCGCGUGAGAAACCCGCCGAGAGGCCCGAUGUCCAUGUUUUGCGACCAGAUGGAUCGCGGUGAAUUUGUCAGACGUGUGCAUGGAUCCCGUCGCGACAAUGGCGAUUUCCGGUUCGACGGCGUUCAACGAGCCGGCCAGCUUCGCUUCUACUUGCUGGCCAUGGGCGCGAAUCACCAACACACCGUCGAAGCGAUCCUUAAUGUAUCGUACUAG
This is a messenger RNA of Fonsecaea erecta, 279 nucleotides long. RefSeq lists its product as hypothetical. NCBI's taxonomy places the organism in Eukaryota, Fungi, Ascomycota, Eurotiomycetes, Chaetothyriales, Herpotrichiellaceae. The coding region runs from base 1 to 279 and encodes 92 amino acids. The record is from RefSeq and is a predicted model, not a curated record. The transcript is spliced from 2 exons.